Molecule: messenger RNA, 3412 nt
Organism: Leopardus geoffroyi (Geoffroy's cat)
Lineage: Eukaryota; Metazoa; Chordata; Mammalia; Carnivora; Felidae
Product: zinc finger protein 211-like
Exons: 6
Coding region: 204-869 (221 amino acids)
Biological process (GO): regulation of DNA-templated transcription
Source: RefSeq, a predicted model, not a curated record
CGCGCUCUCCCGCCACCUCGCGAGCUCCAGGACCACAUUACCCAGAAGAUCGUGCGUCAAGAAGAGCCAAUGACCGACCAGGACGAAGCAUAUCCGUGCGUGCGCAUCGCGUGAGAGGGACUUCCGGCCCCUUGCCCGCGUUUUUGCGGUUCUUGGGGAUCCCCGGCGCAGCGUUGAGACGCGCACGACAGAACGGAGUAGGCAUGGCGAGAGCCAUGCUCACAGCCGAGACGCGGGCUAGCGGCUCGGCGACGUUGCCCGUGCUGCUCUGCGCCGGGGCCCGGACAGGCACCGCCCGCCCGGGUGUCCGCUCCGCCCGUAGAGUCCGAUGGCGACGGCCGCGCGCAGGGACCCGGCUGAGAGUUCCAGCACUGCAGAAAUACUUAGGGAACCAACACAGGGGCUCGUCUGUCCUUCCGGUAUCAGGACCAUGGACACUGCUUCUUGCCCCAGCUCCCCAAGUAUGUGCUGUGGCCGGUAAGGCUGAGUCUCGAUGCUUGGCCUCCUUGUCAGCUCUGCAUGUCACUUCCGCUCUCACGUCCUGUGCGGGACCAAUCUGUCCCUUUUGGGACUCUAUGUCUUACCGACUUCCCUCGCUGCUCCCUUCUGCGGUGCUUCGCGGCAUCGACUGCUCCGUAUUGUGUCAUGAGGUGGCUGGUGUGGAGGAGACCACGAGGAGGAGCAUUUCUGUAGGCGUGCCACAGGUGAGGACGCCAAGGCAGGUGUGUCUGCCCAGAAGGCCUGCUCCUAGGAGAUACGAAGCCUCGUCUCGAGGGACAUUUAUGUGCACCAGGGAGCACAUACCACGUGGAGGCUGUACACCCAUGGGGCAGGUGGGCAGCGAAUGUUUUAUUGCAGACCUCCUGUAGCACCAGAAGCAGCACAUUGGAGAGAAACACUUGCCGAGCAGAGUCUCAUUUGUGAAGAGCUACAGGUUCUGUGUCCCAGAAGUGCUUUACCUACAUGGCAGGGCGAGGCGGGGCGGGGGGGGGGGGGGUCGGGAAGGACCUCAGGAAUGACUUCUUGAGCAGCUCAGUGUCUCUGCGAUGUAAGUCCCUCCCAUUGUGGAGAAGCCCAAGAGAGUACCGAGUGUGCAGUGGCCUCACGUGGUAUGAAAACUCAUUCGAAACGGAGGACGCAUGAAAGCUUUCAAGAACAGAUACGCAUCUGUCCAACACCAGACACCGCUCUAGAGGAAGACCUUUCAUGUGUGGUGCGCGUUCCAUGUGUGGAAGUCUUGCAACAGAAGGCACCGCCUCAGUCACCAUUGGAGAGGUCACACUGGAAGAGGGCCUCAGGGGUGCAGGGAACGGGGGAGAUUAUUUAGCAAGGUCAACCUCACUGAGCAUCACAGAGGUUACACUGGACAAAGGCCUUGUUUGUGCAGGGAAUGUGGGCACCUCUUUACUUACAGAUCCAGUCUCUUGAACCUGAGGUUUCAUACUGAAUCCAGGCCUCACCGGUGCGGGGAAUGGGGGAAAUGUUGUAGCCAGAGUUCUGUGCUCCUUCAGCAUCAGAAUUCAUGCUGGAGAAGGCCCUUCGAGGACAGGGAAUGUGGGAAAUCCUUUAACUGAAGCUCUGUGCUCCCUCAGCAUCAGAAAGCUCACACUGGCUGGAGGCUUCCUGCGUGUGCGGAGUACUCAGGUGGACGCCCCGUCUCACUGAGCACCCAGAAAGUCACAUGGGAAACUUAGGUCAUUACCGUAGAUGUGCAGGGGAUGUGCGAUCUCUGUACUGCUGAGAACCCUGGAGGUGGUCCCUUGUGAGGGAUCUAAAUUCCACCUGAAUUUAAACUCCUACAUCUGAACAGCCACCAAAUUCCAGGGGGGAGGGCAGAUUUUUCUCUUUUGCAGGUCACAGGGUUUUUUCCUAUGGAAGCACAAUCCUGAUUUCUUAAGCAUGUUCUCAGCCAGCUACAGAAGCAUUCAUCAUAAUCCAGGUGGUGUCAUGAGAUGUGGAGCCUCUGCCUGGACUGGGAGCUUCCCACACACUGUGCAUCUUCCCUUCAUCUGUGAGAGUACGUGACAGACACGGCCGCGGCUCUGCAGCGGGAACGGGCAACGUGAAGUUUCCAAACGGCAGACAGAACAGCAGACGGAAGACAGAUGCGAUCUGAUUGCACUGUAAAGAUGAGGUUUCAUAACUACAUCAAAACUACACUCCAUUCUUGAGGAUUCUACCAAAUCGUAUGAAAAACAAAAGAUGUCCGACAUCUAGGAGCUGUCCUAAAUUCAACUCCAUAACAUUUCGUCUUCAUUUGUCAGGAAUAAAGCCAUAUGAAGAAUAUUCCAAGUCUGAGGAGCCUUUCCAGACGGCUCAUCGUUCUCCUGUGUCCCGGUUUCUGGAAGUUUAGUACACUUUUACAAGUGGAUACAUUUAGUAAGUUACGCGUGGCCAGGUGUGAUCUUGGAUCAGAGAGCUAGAGAACAGACACAUAGGGUAAAGCAAGAGAGAGUGAUACAGCAGACAGAGGCGAGAGAAGAGGGAGGGGAAGAGAGAACAAGAGAUGAAUCAUGUUAGAAGCCAAAGAUUAAAAAAAUAGCAGAAAGUGGCACAGUUCUAGGAAAAUGGGACAGAUGGGACAGAUAAGUCUUCAGUAGUGACGAAAAGGACUGUGUCUCAGGAACUGAACGAAAGUACAUGUUCUAACAAUUGAAAUGGACUUAAACGGAGACAAAUCAAUACAGAAUUCUGAUAAAGAUUUAUUUUGCCGAGCCAGCAAAGUGUCUCCGUGCCCCUAUGUAAAAAGAAUUGGUAGGAACGGUUUUUGGAAGCACAGUGGAUUCGCAAAGGAAAGCAUGCAUUCAGACAGCAGUUACAGGAGUGCCCUGGGAUGCUGUGCUGCUUGUUGGGGUAUUCCUUUCUGAGGCCUAGUCUCUGUUGGGUUCUGAGCCCGGCACUCCCCCUCUCAUCAGGAUAACGUCCAAGCUUCUGUUGUUAGAGAACAGAUGGUACAGCUGUGCAUUGAAGAUCUGUAUGUAUGUGACUGGGACCCUUUCCCAUCUUCUAGAAUCAUGUGCUAAUGUCCUGAAACUCAGAUUCAGAAUACAGUUGGAUGAGAAUUCAUCAUCGAUCAGUUUCUAGAAUCUAGAAUUACUUUCAAGGUUCUGAAUAACUGUCAGGAGCUAAGAAUAAGCAGUGAAGACUUUUGCCCUCACAGCCUACAAUCUAACGUAUGUAGAGAGUGCCUAAAAUUUUUUUCUCCAGUAACUAGCUGCAGGACAUUUUUAUUAUAAACCUAUUUUUCAUAUCGACUUUCACCUAGAGCUCAAAGGGGAAAGAAGAGCUACUGACACUCAUGUAUUCCAUGCCCCUAAAUGUGUACGUUUCCCCAUUUAAAUGUGUAAAAGCUUUUAAUUAAAACUGUGAUGAUCUCUUUUUAAUUUUUAAAUAAACUUAUUUUUACAGUUUA